GACAGGAAGUAGCUCCGCUAAACGCUUCAUAUGUUAUUGUCAAAUAAUUACGGCUAAAUCGACUUGACAAGCAUGGAGCUGUCUGAAAUCUUGUACAACAAAGCGGAGUACAUAGAGACGGCAUCUGGGAACAAGGUGAGCAGGCAGUCGGUGCUGUGUGGGAGUCAAAACAUCGUUCUUAAUGGCAAAACUAUUGUUAUGAAUGAUUGCAUCAUCAGGGGAGACCUGGCCAACGUCAGAGUGGGGAGACACUGUGUUGUGAAAAGCCGGAGUGUAAUUAGACCACCUUUCAAAAAAUUUAGCAAAGGAGUGGCGUUUUUCCCGCUGCACAUCGGAGACCACGUCUUUAUCGAGGAGGACUGCGUGGUGAACGCAGCUCAGAUCGGUUCCUACGUCCACAUUGGCAAAAACUGUGUGAUAGGUCGUCGGUGUGUGCUGAAGGAGUGCUGCAAGAUCCUAGACAACACCGUGCUCCCACCUGAGACGGUGGUGCCGCCUUUCACCGUCUUCUCCGGGUGUCCAGGUCUGUUUUCAGGAGAGCUCCCCGAGUGCACGCAGGACCUGAUGAUCGACGUAACCAAGAGCUACUACCAGAAGUUCCUGCCCCUCAGUCAGAUCUGAGUCCAACUCCUCCGUCUACUGUAAUGAACUCACGAGAGGUCGCAUCGAGACAAACGUUCAGCUUUAGCUAAACAAGGACAAAAGAUAGAAAGUGAAACGUUUCAAAUCUAAAAUAUUUUUUAAACAUUUGUCAUCCCGGCAUAUUUAAGUGUACGUCAGAUAAAACAGCUGAAAUGUUUUUUAUGAAGUUUCCCCACCAAAAGCUGAAGGAACUCUUUAUUUCUGCUUAGUUUAUGAUGUUUGACUUCAGUUCCAGGUGAAGAUGAAGAGGUGGAGCAAGAAAAGGACCAAAAGCGGAGCGAGGAUUUCUUCAGCGGCGUCAUCUGUAGAUGUUCUCCACCCGGUGAAGAAUAAAAUUGUGUAGCUGGACAUUAGACACGUUUUAGCUUUUCUCUCCAACCAUCUUUUAUGAAUUAUAAAAGUACUGAGUUUGUUUUGGAGCUUCAGUUAACGUGAUGACUUGUUGCAGCGCGUCGCUCCGAGUGCACAGCUGCUGACGAUACGGAAAGAUUUAAACCUGUUAAUAAACUAAAAUGGAUCGAA
Nematolebias whitei (Rio pearlfish) is the source of this 1164-nucleotide messenger RNA. RefSeq names its product dynactin 5 (gene dctn5). Bases 73 to 621 code for a protein of 182 amino acids. Lineage: Eukaryota; Metazoa; Chordata; Actinopteri; Cyprinodontiformes; Rivulidae. The record is from RefSeq and is a predicted model, not a curated record. The transcript has 6 exons.